AUGGUACCCAAUCCAUCAACCCUCCUCUGGGGUGGUCGCUUUACAGAGAACAUGAACGACCUCAUGGUUACGUUCAACGAGUCGCUCCCCUUCGACAAGGCGUUGCACGAGGCCGAUGUCAGGGGCUCCAUCACCUUUGCAAAGGCACUGCGACAGCUCGACCUGCUCACUGACAAGGAACUGAGCGAGAUCACCAGGGGCCUCGAGGCUGUCGAGAAGGAGUGGGCUGACGGAAAAUUUGUCAUCCAUCCUGCUGUUGACGAGGACAUCCACACGGCCAACGAGCGUCGCUUAGCUGAGCUCAUUGGCCCAGCCAUCGCUGGCAAGCUUCAUACAGGCCGCUCCCGCAACGAGCAGAUUGCUACCGACCUGCGAAUUUGGGUGCGAACGGAGCUUGAUGACCUGUCCGAACAACUGCGCACCACCUUGGCUGUUUGCGCUGCCCGCGCCAAGACAGAGAUCGAUGUACUGAUGCCCGGCUACACACACUUCCAACGUGCCCAGCCCGUUCGCUUUUCCCACUGGUUACUCUCACACGCCACCUACCUUAUGGGUGACCUACAACGACUUGACGGCGUCCGUGAGCGUACCAACUGUUGUCCCCUCGGCGUUGGCGCCCUGUCGGGAAACCCCUUUGGCAUCGACCGUACUUUUCUCAAAGAGGAUCUAGGCUUCUCCUCUGUCCACCCUAAUAGCCUGGCGGCGGUUGGGGAUCGUGACUUCGUCGCUGAGAUUCUGCAGUGGUCGAGUCUGCUGAUGGUGCACCUUAGCCGCCUGAGCGAAGACUUGAUUAUCUAUUCAACAGCCGAGUUUAAUUUCGUUCGGGUUGCCGAUGCUUAUAGCACCGGCAGUAGUUUGAUGCCCCAGAAAAAGAAUCCCGAUAGCCUCGAGACGAUUCGAGGAAAGGCUGGCAGGGUUAUGGGCCAGGCGUCAGGUUUUCUUUCCACCCUCAAGAGCCUGCCGACAGCGUAUAACAAGGACAUCCAGGAGUCAGUGGAGCCCCUCUUUGACUGCGUCAAGACGGUUUCUCAAUGCCUGCGAAUCGCUGCUGGCGUCUUGAGCACGCUGCAGAUCAACUCGGAGAAGAUGAAGGCAGCCCCAACAGCCGACAUGCUCGCCACUGAUGUCGCCGACUAUCUAGUUGUGAAAGGCGUGCCCUUUCGGCAGACGCACCACAUCGCCGGCGCCGUUGUGCGCAAAGCAGAGGAGAAAGGUGUUUCCAUCGCCGAACUAGAGCUUCCCGACCUUGGGAAGAUCUCGCCUCAGUUCGAGGCUGAUAUUGUUGACGUCUUCGACUUCGAGAGGAGCGUUGAGAGGAGGACUGCCCAGGGGGGACGAGCCGGAGCUCAGUACUGA
This is a messenger RNA of Fusarium tjaetaba, 1356 nucleotides long. RefSeq names its product argininosuccinate lyase. Lineage: Eukaryota; Fungi; Ascomycota; Sordariomycetes; Hypocreales; Nectriaceae. The record is from RefSeq and is a predicted model, not a curated record. Gene Ontology annotation, molecular function: argininosuccinate lyase activity. The coding region runs from base 1 to 1356 and encodes 451 amino acids. Gene Ontology annotation, cellular component: cytosol. The transcript has 3 exons.